AGGCUUCGAGUACGAGGCUGCGGAUACGGGGUGCUUCUUUCCUGCCUCGCCUUUCUCGAUUCUAGAAGCUUCAGUAGCCUUUUCUGGGUGGCUAGUACGAGGAAAGGCUGCGGAUUCAGCUCCGGGGGCGGAUCCCAAGGGUCUUGUCGUUGCUCCGGGGCCGUUUUGCCUCCUGGCGUUGGGGGAGGGGCAAGGGAGAGGUUGCUCGCGCCUCCCUUUGCGCCUGCGCGGCGGGCUCCGAGAGGGUGGGAGCGCGUGCGCGGUGACGUGGACGUCUGGUGCGCGCGCAGGCUCUUCAGCUGGAGCGGACACACGGUGUGCGAACCGAACAGAAUAACCCGCCCCCAGCGGGAUAUGAAGGACUCCGAGUGAGGCCGGCCACGCCCCGCACGGAUGGGAAGGCCAUUGUGACUAUAUGCUGACAACAGUUACCUUACUACUGAGUUUCCUACUGGAAUCAUGGAGGAGAAACAGCAGAUUAUAUUGGCUAAUCAAGAUGGUGCUACCGUGGCAGGAGCAGCACCCACCUUCUUUGUCAUCCUAAAACAGCCUGGAAAUGGCAAAACAGAUCAGGGAAUUUUGGUUACUAAUCGAGAUGCCUGUGCUUUGGCUAGUAAGGUAUCAUCACCAGGAAAAUCUAAAGGGAAGAUUUGCCUUCCAGCUGAUUGUACCGUGGGAAGAAUCACUGUUACCCUCGAUAACAAUAGUAUGUGGAAUGAGUUCCAUAAUCGAAGCACAGAGAUGAUUCUGACCAAACAGGGAAGACGCAUGUUUCCUUAUUGUCGCUAUUGGAUAACAGGUUUAGAUUCAAAUUUAAAGUAUAUCCUUGUCAUGGAUAUAUCUCCUGUAGAUAACCAUCGUUAUAAGUGGAAUGGACGUUGGUGGGAACCCAGUGGGAAGGCUGAGCCUCAUGUUUUGGGGAGGGUUUUCAUUCAUCCAGAAUCUCCUUCCACAGGUCAUUAUUGGAUGCAUCAACCAGUAUCAUUUUAUAAACUCAAACUUACCAACAAUACACUGGACCAAGAAGGACAUAUUAUCUUGCACUCUAUGCAUCGCUACCUGCCAAGGCUUCAUUUGGUGCCUGCAGAAAAGGCUACAGAAGUGAUACAAUUAAAUGGUCCUGGUGUCCACACAUUUACCUUCCCACAGACUGAAUUCUUUGCAGUAACAGCUUAUCAGAACAUUCAGAUUACCCAGUUGAAAAUAGAUUACAAUCCAUUUGCCAAAGGCUUUCGGGAUGAUGGGCUGAAUAGUAAGCCCCAGAGAGAUGGAAAACAAAAGAACAGCUCUGACCAUGAAGGAAGUAGUGUUCCUGAUUCUCCUGGUCACCGGGUUCGUGUCACAGAAGGCCAGGGGUCAGAGAUACAGCCAAGUGACUUUGAUUCUAUGUCAAGAGGUCAUGAAACAUCAGGCAUGGAUUUGGAGAAACCUCUCAUUAAUAUAAAACAAGACUUUCUUGGUUUUAUGGAUACUGAUUCAACAAUUGAAGUUCCUCAGUUUAAGCAAGAGAUUUCUGAAAGUCUUCUUGCCAACAAUUUUGAAGAUGGCUCCCAUGUAGACUCACCAGUAGACCCAAGUGGAAACUUCAAUGUUGUCAUUAAAGAGGAACCUCUAGAUGAUUAUGAUUACGAACUUGGGGAGUGUCCAGAAGGGGUCACUGUGAAACAAGAAGAGACAGAUGAAGAAACAGAUGUGUACUCAAACAGUGAUGAUGAUCCUAUAUUAGAAAAACAACUAAAGAGACACAAUAAAGUUGAUAACCCAGACGCUGACCAUUCAUCUUCUAAAUGGCUACCAAGCAGCCCAUCAGGGGUUGCUAAAGCUAAAAUGUUCAAAUUAGACACUGGAAAAAUGCCAGUAGUCUAUCUGGAGCCCUGUGCUGUCACCAAAAGCACAGUGAAGAUUUCUGAACUACCUGAUAACAUGUUUUCCACAUCUCGGAAGGAUAAAUCUAUGUUGGCAGAAUUAGAAUAUUUGCCUACAUACAUUGAAAAUUCCAGUGGGACUGGCUUCUGCUUAGGCAAGGAAUCAGAAAAUGGUCUUAGAAGACAUUCACCAGAUCUUAGAGUGGCACAAAAAUAUCCUUUACUUAAAGAGCCUGAGUGGAAAUAUCCUGAUCUAUUUGAUAGCAUUAGCUCAGAGAGAACACAUGAUAGUUCAAAUGGUUCACCUGGGGACUCGUUUGUAGGAAAAGAAGACUUGGGCAAAAAGCGAACAGCUGUACUUAAGAUCUCGACAGCCCCAAAGGCUGUGAAUGCUAAUCAGAAUGCCUCUCCAAAUGCCUCUGGAAAAAGAGGAAGACCUCGAAAAUUGAAACUCUCUAAGGCAGGGCGACCACCUAAAAACACGGUGAAGUCUUUAACGUCUUCAAAGAAUACCCCUGUAGGCCCUGGGAAUCCCUUUCCUGAUGUGAAGCCUGAUCUGGAAGAUGUGGAUGGUGUUCUCUUUGUUUCCUUUGAAUCAAAGGAAGCUCUAGAUGUUCAUGCAGUUGAUGGGACAACAGAAGAACCCUCAAAUCUUCAGGCACCAACCACAAAUGAUUCAGGCUGCAGAGCAAGAAUUUCCCAAUUGGAGAAGGAGUUGAUAGAAGAUUUGAAGUCUUUACGGCACAAGCAGGUGAUACAUCCUGGCCUUCAAGAAGUGGGAUUAAAAUUGAAUUCAGUGGAUCCAACAGUGAGCAUUGAUCUUAAAUACUUGGGAGUACAACUGCCUUUGGCUCCAGCCACUAGCUUUCCUUUUUGGAACCUUACAGGAACCAACCCUGCUUCUCCUGAUGCUGGAUUUCCCUUUGUUUCUAGGACAGGGAAGACCAAUGACUUUACCAAGAUCAAGGGAUGGAGGGGAAAAUUUCAUAGUGCUUCUGCAUGUAGGAAUGAAGGUGCAAAUUCAGAAGGUUCACUGAAAAACCGCUCUGCUUUCUGCAGUGAUAAGUUAGAUGAAUACUUGGAAAAUGAAGGCAAGCUGAUGGAAACAAGCAUGGGUUUCUCUUCCAAUGCUCCCACAUCUCCUGUGGUGUACCAGCUUCCCACCAAGAGUACCAGCUAUGUACGAACACUUGAUAGUGUACUAAAGAAGCAAUCUACCAUUUCCCCUUCUACCUCUUACUCUUUGAAGCCUCAUUCUGUAUCCACUGCCUCUCGAAAGGCAAAGUCUCUAAACAAACAGACAGCACUCAGUGGCCGAAGUAAGUCAUCUUAUAAAUCCAUUUUACCAUACCCUGUUUCACCAAAGCAGAAACACACUCAUGUGAUACCAGGAGAUAAGAGUACCAAGAAUUCUUCAAGCACCAACUCAGAUAAUCAGGUGAACAACUUUGUUGUGUCAACUUUAGAUGAAGGUACAUUUCCAAAGCAGAUUAGUUUGCGGCAGGCACAGCAACAUCAUCAUCAACAACAGCAGCAACAGGGAACUCGCCCUCCAGGCUUGUCCAAAUCUCAGGUUAAGCUAAUGGACCUGGAAGACUGUGCACUUUGGGAAGGAAAACCACGGACUUACAUCACUGAAGAGCGAGCAGAUGUUUCCUUGACAACUCUGCUUACAGCUCAAGCAUCUCUCAAAACUAAACCCAUCCAUACAAUCAUAAGGAAACGAGCUCCUCCAUGCAACAACGAUUUCUGUCGUCUGGGUUGUGUGUGUUCCAGUCUAGCUUUGGAGAAGCGCCAACCUGCCCACUGCCGUAGACCAGAUUGUAUGUUUGGUUGCACUUGUUUGAAAAGAAAAGUCGUACUUGUUAAAGGGGGAGCCAAAACUAAGCAUUUCCAGAGGAAGGCUGCUCAUCGAGAUCCAGUAUUUUAUGACGCUUUGGGAGAAGAAGCAAGGGAAGAAGAAGGAGUCAGGGAGGAAGAAGAACAAUUGAAAGAAAAAAAGAAGAGAAGGAAGCUAGAAUACACUAUAUGUGAAACAGAGCCUGAACAGCCUGUUCGACAUUACCCAUUAUGGGUGAAGGUAGAAGGUGAAGUAGAUCCAGAGCCAGUUUAUGUCCCAACGCCUUCUGUUAUUGAGCCUAUGAAACCGUUGUUGUUGCCUCAGCCAGAAGUCUUAUCUACUACUGUGAAGGGCAAACUGCUCACUGGAGUUAAAACUGCACGGGCAUACACUCCCAAACCCAAUCCUGUGAUACGGGAAGAGGACAAAGAUCCAGUCUACUUGUACUUUGAAAGUAUGAUGACUUGUGCCCGAGUUCGAGUGUAUGAACGAAAAAAAGAGGAACAGAGACAACCAUCCUCACCCUUAUCCCCAUCUCCAUCAUUUCAGCAGCCGAGCUCAUGUCAGUCUAGUCCUGAGAACCAUAGUACAAAGGAAUCUGAUUUUGAACAGCAGCCUUUAAAACAACUCAUUUGUGACUUGGAGGACGAUUCUGAUAAAUCCCAAGAAAAAAGCUGGAAGUCUUCCUGCAAUGAAGGGGAAUCCUCUUCUACCUCUUAUGUACACCAGAGGUCACCUGGUGGUCCCACCAAACUGAUAGAGAUCAUCUCAGACUGCAAUUGGGAAGAGGAUCGGAACAAGAUUUUGAGCAUCUUAUCCCAGCACAUCAAUAGCAAUAUGCCACAGUCGCUUAAGGUGGGCAGCUUCAUCAUUGAGUUGGCUUCUCAGCGAAAGAGCCGGGGUGAGAAGAACCCUCCUGUUUAUUCUUCUCGUGUGAAAAUCUCUAUGCCAUCAUGUCAAGAUCAAGAUGAUAUGGCUGAUAAAUCUGGAUCAGAGACUCCUGAUGGUCCAUUGUCCCCUGAGAAAAUGGAUGAUAUCUCUCCUGUGCAGACAGAUGCCCUGGAUUCAGUGAGGGAAAGAUUACAUGGAGGCAAAGGUCUGCCUUUUUAUGCAGGGCUUUCUCCUGCAGGGAAGCUUGUGGCCUAUAAGCGUAAACCCAGUUCAAGUACAUCUGGGCUUAUCCAGGUUAAUGGUAAGAGUUACCCGCAGGCUAAGUUGCUAUUGGGACAGAUGGGGGCAUUGCAUCCAGCCAAUAGGCUAGCUGCUUAUAUCACAGGCAGGUUGCGACCCUCAGUCCUGGACCUCUCAACCCUCAGUACUGUCAUCUCCAAGGUAGCAUCCAAUGCCAAGGUGGCUGCAUCCAGGAAACCACGUACCCUGUUGCCUUCAACAUCCAAUUCCAAAACGGCAUUCUCCUCUGGCACUUCAGCAAAUCGCCCUGGGAAGAAUCCGAAGCCGUUUGUUCCUGCAAAAAGGCCAAUUGCGGCUCGACCCUCUCCUGGUGGUGUGUUCACACAGUUUGUGAUGAGUAAAGUUGGAGCCUUGCAGCAGAAGAUUCCUGGAGUUAGCACACCCCAACCCCUGACAGGGCCACAGAAGUUCAGUAUCAGACCUUCUCCAGUCAUGGUUGUCACACCUGUGGUUUCUUCUGAGCCAGUUCAGGUGUGCAGCCCUGUUACUGCUCCUGUCACUACUACCACCCCUCAAGUGUUCUUAGAAAAUGUUACUGCUGUGACAUCUGUGACUGCUAUUUCUGACUUGGGAACUAAAGAAACUACUUACUCUUCUGGUACCAUCAGUGCUGGGGUUGUUGAGAUCUCUGAAACUAAUACCAACAUCCCUGUUACAUCUACCCAGCCUACAACCACUGUGAACUUUAUCAAAACUACUGGGAUAACUACCCCUGUGGCUUCUGUUGCUUUUCCUAAGUCUUUGGUAGCAUCUCCUCCAACCAUAACUCUUCCUGUUGCUUCCACUGCCUCCACCUCCAUAGUCAUGGUGACCACAGCUACAUCUUCCUCUAUGGUGACCACACCAACUUCAUCUCUGGGCUCUGUUCCUGUUAUACUCUCAGGAAUUAAUGGGAGCCCACCAGUGAGCCAGAGACCAGAGACUGCCCCUCAGAUUUCAGUGGCUACACCACAGAUGUCUCCUAAUACAGUGAAACGUACUGGACCUCGAUUGUUGUUGAUUCCAGUGCAGCAGGGUUCUCCUGCACUCAGACCUGUCUCAAACCCACAACUUCAGGGACAUCGGAUGGUCUUACAGCCUGUUAGGAGUCCAAGUGGAAUGAACCUAUUCAGGCACCCCAGUGGGCAGAUUGUCCAACUCCUACCUUUGCAUCAGAUUCGAGGCUCUAAUACCCAGCCCAACUUACAACCUGUCAUGUUUCGGAACCCAGGGUCUGUUGUGGGAAUCCGGUUACCAGCUCCUUCCAAACCUUCUGAGACUACACCAUCUUCUACUUCAUCCUCUGCUUUCUCGGUCAUGAGUCCUGUAAUUCAAGCUGUUGGGUCUUCUCCAGCAGUGAAUGUUAUCACUCAGGCACCAUCAUUGCUCUCCUCUGGACCCAGCUUUGUCUCUCAGGCUGGUACACUGACCCUGAGGAUUUCUCCUCCUGAACCACAAAGUUUUGCAAGUAAAACAGGCUCUGAAACCAAAAUAACGUAUAGCUCAGGAGGACAGCCUGUUGGUACAGCCAGUCUUAUUCCUCUCCAGUCCGGUAGUUUUGCCUUGUUGCAGCUCCCAGGACAAAAGCCUGUUCCUAGCUCCAUUCUUCAGCAUGUUGCUUCCCUUCAAAUAAAGAAAGAGUCCCAGAAUGCAGACCAGAAAGAUGAGACAAACUCUUUAAAACAGGAAACUAAGAAAGCUUUACAGUCAAAAGGAGAAGCUAUGGACCCUGAGGCUAAUACAGUUAAGCAAAAUUCAGGAACUCUUGCCUCAGAAGAAACUCUGAAUGAUUCCUUGGAAGAUGGGGGUGAUCAUUUGGAUGAAGAAUUCCUCACAGAAGAUUGUCCUGCACCUGUCAAACCUUCUGAAGACUCCUGUAUCAUUGGGUCACAUACAGGUGAACACUGUAAAGAUGUUAACGAAGAGUAUGGGACUAGAAAUCAUAAUGGUUCCAAAGAAAAAUGGACUGUUUCUGAAAAGGCCAGUAAUAUGAUAGUUCAAAAUGUAAGUAAAGUACAGGUACAAAAACUUGGUGAUGUGAAAGUGGAACAGAAAAAAGGAUUAGACAAUCCAGAGGAAAAACCAAAUGAGUUUCUAGUCAUAUCUAAGGAAGACAAUAAACUUGAAUCAUUAGAUAGCAAAGUAAUAGAGAAGCAGUCUAAUUCACAGCCAGAGGCCAAGAAAGAACAUGGAGACUCUCUGGGGAUGGACAGAAUUAGGGAGAGAUGGCGAAAACACCUGAAGGUCCCCUUGACCCAGAAGUAUAUUGGAACUUCUCACCAAUGUAAGAAAGAGGCAGGCAAGCUGUUAAUUAGAGAAACAAAGCCAUGUCAAGAAAAUUCUGAUGUGUUUCAAGAAGAACUGGGCAUCUUUGACUUACUUGGAAAGAGUGGAACUGCUGAGAAUGACAGAGUUUUAAAAGCCGAAUGUGAUUCUUGGAGUAGGAUUUCUAGUUCUGCAACCUUCUCUAUUGUUCCUAGGAGAGCUACAAAAGGAAGCAGAGGGAAUGGACAUUUUCAGGGUCAUUUACUGCUUCCAGGAGAACAGUUACAACCAAAGCAAGAGAAGAAGGGUGGGAGAAGCAGUGCUGACUUCACUGUUUUGGAUUUGGAAGAGGAGGAUGAGGAAGAUGAGAAUGAGAAAACCGAUGAUUCUAUUGAUGAAAUUGUGGAUGUUGUUUCUGGCUACCAGAGUGAGGAGGUUGAUGAUGUAGAAAAGAAUAACUGUAUAGAAUACAUAGAGGAUGAUGAGGAGCAGGUGGACGUUGAGACUAUAGAAGAGCUCUCAGAGGAAAUUAAUGUUGCCCACAAGAAGACCACAGCAGCCCACAUACAGUCAUUCAAACAGCCGUGUCGUACCCAUACCUCUGCAGAUGAAAAAACUGCUGAAAAGAGUCGAAAGGCUCCAUCAGUUCCUCCAAAACUGAAACAUGAGUACUGGAGUGAGAAACCACAGAAGGAGACAGAAGCUUUUGCUUAUUAUCGCCGGACACAUACUGCCAAUGAACGGCGGCGGCGUGGUGAGAUGAGGGAUCUCUUUGAAAAACUGAAGAUCACAUUGGGAUUACUUCAUUCUUCCAAGGUUUCAAAAAGCCUCAUUCUUACUCGGGCAUUCAGUGAAAUUCAGGGACUAACAGAUCAGGCAGACAAAUUGAUAGGACAGAAAAAUCUCCUGAGUCGGAAACGGAAUAUUUUGAUACGGAAGGUAUCCUCUCUUUCAGGUAAGACAGAAGAAGUGGUCCUGAAGAAGCUAGAGUAUAUUUAUGCAAAACAACAAGCACUAGAGGCACAAAAAAGAAAAAAGAAGAUGGGAUCAGAUGAGUUUGAUGUGUCUCCCAGAACUAGCAAACAGCAGGAAGGAUCUUCUACAUCAUCUGUAGAUCUCGGACAGAUGUUUAUAAAUAACAGGAGGGGGAGACCUUUGAUACUUUCCAGAAAAAGAGACCAGGCCACAGAAAACGCCUCCCCCUCUAACACUCCACACUCCUCUGCCAACCUCGUGAUGACUCCACAAGGGCAGUUGCUCACUUUGAAAGGUCCCCUAUUCUCAGGACCAGUUGUAACUGUUUCUCCUGCUCUCUUGGAAGCUGAUCUAAAACCUCAAGUUACCAGCAAUACUGUGGCUCAAUCAGAAAAUGAUGACUUAUUUAUGAUGCCACGGAUUGUUAAUGUGACAUCAUUGGCCACAGAGGAAGAUUUGGUAGAUGUGGGUGGUAGCAAAUAUCCUCAUGAAGUUCCUGAUGGCAAGCCACCUGACCAUCUAAGAGACACUGUCAGAAAUGAAGAUAACUCCUUGGAUAAUACAGAUAGAAUCUCUUCCAGAGGAAACCGUAGAGAUGGAAGAAUGACAUUAGGUCCAACACAGAUUUUUCUGGCAAAUAAAGAUUCUGGUUUUCCACAAGUAGUUGAUGUUUCCAAUAUGCAGGAAGCACAAGAAUUCUUACCUAAAAAGAUUUCUGGUGAUGUGAGAGGGAUCCGGUAUAAGUGGAAAGAGAGUGAAUCAAGAGGAGAGAGAUUGAAGACAAAGGAUUCUCCAUUUCGUAAGUUAAAGAUGAAAGAUCUCAAGGACUCAAGUAUCGAGAUGGAACUAAGGAAAGUAGCAUCAGCUAUAGAAGAAGCAGCUCUUGACCCCAGUGAAUUACUAACUAACAUAGAAGAUGAGGAUGAUACUGAUGAAACACUGACUUCACUGCUAAACGAGAUUGCAUUUCUUAAUCAACAACUAAAUGAUGACUCUGUUAGCUUGGCUGAACUGCCUACCUCUAUGGAUACGGAGUUCCCAGGGGAUGCACGGCGGGCUUUUAUCAGUAAAGUUCCUUCUGGGAACAGAGCAUCUUUCCAGGUUGGCCACUUGGGAACAGGUUUGAAAGAGUUGCCAGAUGUUCAUGGGGAAAGUGACUCCAUCAGCCCCCUUCUCUUGCACUUGGAAGAUGAUGACUUUUCUGAGAAUGAAAAACAACUUGUAGAAGCAGCCUCUGAACCAGAUGUUCUUAAGAUUGUUAUUGAUUCUGAGAUAAAGGAUUCUUUCAUUUCCCAUAGAAAAUCUAGUGAUGGAAGGAAAAGUACUUCUGUCCUCACUGCAGAGCCUGAAAAUGUGUCCUCACCUCCCGUCCUACACAUGAAAACUGGCCUUGAGAACAGCAACACAGAUACGUUGUGGAGGCCUAUGCCAAAGUUGGCACCUUUAGGUUUAAAAGUAGCUAAUCCUCCUAGUGAUGCAGAUGGUCAGAGUCUCAAGGUGAUGCCUUGUUUAGCACCUGUAGCGGCCAAAGCCGGGUCAGUUGGACACAAAAUGAACUCAACAGGAAGUGACCAGGAAGGCCGGGAGAAUAAGGUGAUGCCUACAUUGGCCCCUGUUGUGGCUAAAUUGGGCAACUCUGGGCUCCCACCAAAUUCUACAGGGAAAUGAACUUGUUUGUCCUCAGGCAGAAGCCAGGCUGUGAGGGGAAGUUGAAUCUUACCUCCAUUCUCUGAGGGGAUCUGUUUGUGUCAUGGAACUGUGGUCCUUGACUUUGAUGAUGAUGUGGAUAUUAAUGGAGAAAAGGGGUAGGGUUGUGACCCUGGUAUAAGAAAUACUAUGAAAUUCUGAUCAUGUUAAAAUGUGUUACCUCACUUGUGGUGCUGGGUCCCUUCAUCCUCUCUAAGAAGAUGUGAUCCAUUACUGAACACGAGGUGCCCCUCUUACCCAAGGAGUUCAUAACGAGGCUCCACAGUGGUACCUAAUUCUUCCCCUCAAGAGAAUAAGCUGCUUGAGACUUUAGAAUUGCUGUCAAGUGAACUGUAGCUGAUAGCUGUUGUAUUAGGUCUAAAAUCUAAGGAAUAUGAUGCACUGCUAUAAAGGGAUCCAGAAGAGAUAGUUGGUAUUUCAGUAAUUGGGAGGAGAUAAGAGAUGGGUGUGAUGGCACAGGUCUGUAAUCCCAGCACUGGGAAGGCUGAGGUAGGAGGAUCUUAAGUUCAAGGCCAGGCUGGGUUACAAAGUGAGAUCCUGUCUCAAACAACAACAAAAAAGGAGAGAAUGGAUGGGUAUCAUAAAAUGUCAGAGUGAAGGGUUUUAUGUCAUUCAGCAGAAUUCUCCUUUCAUAGCCCAAGUAAGUUCCAUUCUCUCACCUUUCCAGUCAGAAUUACAAAUUUAAGCCUCUGGUAAAGUAGGGAUGCUUUUAACUUUUAUUACUAAGGUAAUUAUCUUGAGACAUUAAAAAAAUAGUUAUUCCUUAUUGUGUUUUGGGUGUUAAGAAGAUUGUUUCAUAAUGACAGGAAUUUCUGCCAAGUAUUUUGGAGGUAGACUUAGAAGGGGCACUUCCCCCUUCAUAUCACGCAAGAGACUGCUGAAAUGCAAAGCAUUCUCUCCCCAGACCAGAGACCAUGGCCAAAAUUAAAAUGUGUGAGGCUGGAUUUUUCCCAAAGCAAACCAGCCUCCUGGUGCUUGAAGGUUUCGUUCACUGUCACCUGCACAGGAUGUAAAGAAAAGUCACAGUAGGCACUCUUUACCAGGGAAGCAAGGCAGUAUUUGAAUCAUAAGAUAUAUUUUUUAUCUGCUAUCAUGGAUUUAAUGAUCUGUAGAGCUUUUUCACUCAUUUAACUGUCAGGGUGUGAAGGACUGACAGCCUGUAAAGAUAAAGAUAUUUAUAUUUUUGUAUAGUUGUUUUCAUAGAUUUCUCAAAGGCUGAAGUUUUCAACCUAGAAGAUGAGAUUUGUAUUGAGUAUAGAAAUGAUGUUUCCUAUAUAGUUUGUAAAUAAUCAUGGUGCACUUGAGGGGUCUCUUGGAAACUCCUGGGGGCAAGAAUCACUAUUCUGAAAAUGUAUAGACUGGGAUUUAGCUGCUGCAUUUUGCCUUUCUUAAAUAAUUAUAUUUUGGAAUGUAACCCCUGUUCUGUCUUUAUUGACAGGAUUUGCUUGUGUGGUAAAACACUAACACAAGAGCUUCCAGUGCCUGGGCUGUGCCUGGGUGAUGUUAUUUCCCCUGCCUUCUUUAUCCCAAGUCCCACUCAGCAUAUCUUCAAACCUAGGUUGUGAGACCAACUUUGAAAUGGAUCUAUCUAGCCAGUGAAUUAUUACUUCCAACAUUGAUUCCCCUUCCGUUAACUCUGAUAACAAGUAGGUUGAAAAGAUGGGAAAACUUCCUCUGCAAAGUGCAGUGGGAACAAAUUCUUCGUUGGUUUUGUGCUGCUUGCCUUUCUAGACCUCAACAGCACUUAACUUUCCCUCUUUACUGAAGAAGCUUAAAGUAGUUAUUUAAAAAAACAAUAAAUAAAAGUGUUCCUCAUUAUCCCUUCUACCCUUUACCCAGCAAAUUUCAUCCAAUGCCUUAGCCAAGGAGUCCAGCCCCUGUCUCCCCUGCUAAUAAUCGUCCUUGGAGAUGCUAGUUCUUUAACCGGGUAUAGCAGUUUCUCAUUUCAUUGCUUGUCUCUUGCCCAUGUCCUCCUGACUUCCCAAGGCUCUUGUGGCUUUUGAGGGUCAGACAAGGAGCAGGCAAGGGAGUGAUGAAUAAUCCUCAGGAAAAGAAGGACCAUUUUAGCUUCUGUAUACUUUCCCUUUUUUAAGAAAAUAGGCAACACAGGUCAAGGUCAUUUCUUGAUUAGAGGAUAUUUGGCUGUGUGUAUAAGAGAUACACAAAGAUAGAAAUGAGGGAUGAUUCCAGGUGUUCAGGGAAGGCUGCAGAUGUUAUUACAAACCCCCAAGGAUACAGUGUUCUAAAGACAGAUCUAGGAGUCAUCAGGGCUAAUUAGAGGAGGGCUCAGUCUUCAGAACAAUCCUGUAGUCUUGACAGAAAUCUAAAAUAUCCCAAAACUCCUACCUUUUAAACUUAACCUAGGAGAAAACUGAUCUAUGAAAAUUACAUGUGUGAUUAAGAAAGAUGAAGUUGAGUGAGAAGAUUUGAGGAACCUGGAAGACGGUGAGCUUUCAUCCUAACUCUGUAAGAAGCAUGAUUUCAGUAAACCAAUAAUUCGCCUUUUUAUACAUCUGUAAAUAAAUGGAAUGUUUUUAAGAAUAUAAUUAUGUCAGA
Castor canadensis (American beaver) is the source of this 12378-nucleotide messenger RNA. It is a transcript of the gene Mga, whose product is annotated as MAX dimerization protein MGA. Gene Ontology annotation, biological process: positive regulation of DNA-templated transcription; cell fate specification; regulation of transcription by RNA polymerase II. The record is from RefSeq and is a predicted model, not a curated record. NCBI's taxonomy places the organism in Eukaryota, Metazoa, Chordata, Mammalia, Rodentia, Castoridae. Gene Ontology annotation, cellular component: chromatin; MLL1 complex; nucleus. Gene Ontology annotation, molecular function: RNA polymerase II cis-regulatory region sequence-specific DNA binding; protein dimerization activity; DNA-binding transcription factor activity, RNA polymerase II-specific.